Molecule: messenger RNA, 369 nt
Organism: Naegleria gruberi
Lineage: Eukaryota; Heterolobosea; Eutetramitea; Acrasida; Naegleriidae
Exons: 4
Coding region: 1-369 (122 amino acids)
Source: RefSeq, a predicted model, not a curated record
AUGUUAAGACAAAAUGCCUUAUUGACUGGUGAUAGAGAUCAACUCGUUCACAAUAAUGGUUACCCUUCUCAAACCAAUUACCAACCAAAUGAAAUACUCAUGCCAAAUGAAAAUUCUGAAAUGAACAAGAAUGAUGACAUGGCCUUUUUGUUAUUCUUGGGUGGAUUUUGUUUGCCAAUCAUUUGGAUUGUUCUCUUUUUCAUUACAAGAAAUCGUACCAAGUAUAGCAGUAGAGGAAGAAAAUUUGGAGCUAUUGGUUUGGGAUUGUUUUUCUGUUUCCUUGCAUGUAGUAUCGUUACUUUCAUUAUUCUGUUUGUCAUUAUUUACAAGUAUGGUAACAUUUCAGUUAAUGGUCACAAAAUCAACUAA